UGAUUGAAAACAUGGAUAAGAAAGCAACAUGGGACCGCUUCUACACUGAGAGCAGCAGCAGCACAAACACCUUCAAACACUUUGAGUGUUUCUUUGGCUUCGAUGCUGUUUGGGACUUCAUUAUGCCCCUAUUGCAGACCAAGCCCCACCCAGACGGUUUGCUCCAAGUCCUGGAUAUGGGCUGUGGCACUUCUGCUUUAGGGCCCUGUAUUUACAGACACUCUCCUCUCCCGGUCCGGGUCACUUGUGCAGACAUUUCCCCCAUAGCUGUGCAACUAAUGCAGGAACACGUCCAAACCAAAGCCAUUCAACCUCACAAUCUUUCCUCUCGGCUUGAGUUCGUAGAGCUGGACUGCACACAGCUCCACAAGCACUACGGUUGUAGCAGUGUGGACCUUAUAGUUGAUAAGGGCACCACAGACGCCUUGUUGAGGUCUAAUGAAGAGAAAUGGAAGGCCAAUCAGGUGCUGAAGCAGUGUUUGAAGAUGUUGCGGAGCUCAGGGUCUCUGCUCCAGUUCUCUGAUGAAGACCCUGAUGCCAGGCUGCUGUGGCUGGAGACAGAGGCACAGGAGCCGGGGGUGAUGGCAGCAGAUGUUGGGGUGCAGGAGGUUGGGGAGCUAAGGGGAAUGACUUACUACUGCUACCAAGUGACUCCUCGCUCUAUUGUGUAGCAACUUUCUUCAUCUGGAUGGUGAUAAUAUUAAAUGAGUAAACUACUGAACUGAUUGUAAAAAGUAAUUGAUCAGGUACACAGACAGAGUGUGACUUAUCCACCAAACUGGACCUCCACAGUCCGACAGCAGAGACAACAAGAGACUUACUACUUAUAAAAUAACCUGAAGGUAAAGAAUGACCUCUUUAUGAAA
Messenger RNA from Anarrhichthys ocellatus (wolf-eel), 866 nucleotides. Its product is annotated as citrate synthase-lysine N-methyltransferase CSKMT, mitochondrial-like. The coding region runs from base 12 to 671 and encodes 219 amino acids. NCBI's taxonomy places the organism in Eukaryota, Metazoa, Chordata, Actinopteri, Perciformes, Anarhichadidae. The record is from RefSeq and is a predicted model, not a curated record. The transcript has a single exon.